Medicago truncatula (barrel medic) is the source of this 1479-nucleotide messenger RNA. RefSeq names its product transcription factor Pur-alpha 1. Gene Ontology annotation, cellular component: nucleus. The record is from RefSeq and is a predicted model, not a curated record. NCBI's taxonomy places the organism in Eukaryota, Viridiplantae, Streptophyta, Magnoliopsida, Fabales, Fabaceae. Gene Ontology annotation, biological process: regulation of transcription by RNA polymerase II. The transcript is spliced from 5 exons. Gene Ontology annotation, molecular function: purine-rich negative regulatory element binding; DNA-binding transcription factor activity, RNA polymerase II-specific; RNA polymerase II transcription regulatory region sequence-specific DNA binding. The coding region runs from base 246 to 1127 and encodes 293 amino acids.
AAUUGACUUAUUGAGGUGAAAACAAAGAUUCACUCAUUCAUUCAUUCAUGAGAUGGAUCUACAAACGACAUCGUGAAUGACGUCCUUGUAAUUGUAGUUGUAGCUCCACCCACCCAACAAAAGCCACUUCACACUCCACUCUCCACAUCUCAUCCCAAUUCCACCUUCCCAACCCUAAACUCAGAUCUGUUUCGUCUUUAUUCAAUUUCAAUUUUCUGAAUCCCUCCCUAAUUGGAUUGGCGUAGAUGGAGGGAAACUCCGGGGGUGGUGGUGGCGGCGGCGGUGGUAGUAGCGGUGGAGGUGGUGGUGGUGGUGCUGACGUGGAGCUUCUUUGUAAGACUUUACAAGUGGAACACAAGCUGUUUUACUUCGAUCUGAAAGAGAAUCCUCGUGGUCGUUACCUUAAGAUUUCUGAAAAAACCUCUGCUACUAGGUCUACCAUCAUCGUUCCUUUCUCUGGCAUUUCCUGGUUUCUUGAUCUCUUCAAUUAUUAUGUUAAUUCUGAGGAUCAAGAACUUUUUAGUAAGGAAUUGCAGCUUGAUACCAAGGUUUUCUACUUUGACAUUGGAGAGAAUAGAAGAGGCCGUUUCUUAAAGGUGUCUGAAGCUUCUGUCAGCAGGAACCGUAGCACUAUAAUUGUUCCUGCAGGAAGUUCCAGGGAUGAAGGGUGGGCAGCAUUCAGGAACAUUUUGGCAGAGAUUAAUGAAGCCUCGAGGCUUUUCCUUCUUCCCAAUCAGCAAAAUUCUGAAUCCUCGGAGCGACUACUUUCGGAUGAUGUUGGUGCUGGCUUCAUAUCUGGUCAUAAUACUCAACCUGCCACCUCUUCUGAAUUGAAUGUGGACAGGUCUGUUGAUUUGCCAGCUCAGGAUGAAAUUGGGAACUUGGGGGUCUCCAAAGUGAUCAGAGCUGAUCAAAAAAGAUUUUUCUUUGAUCUUGGGAACAACAAUAGGGGCCAUUUUCUAAGAAUAUCUGAGGUUGCAGGUUCUGAUCGAUCCUCAAUCAUUCUUCCAUUGUCGGGGCUCAAGCAGUUUCAUGAGAUUGUGGGUCACUUUGUGGAAAUCACCAAGGACCGAAUUGAGGGUAUGUCAGUUGCUAAUGUCCGCACAAUUGAUCCCCCUCAAAGAUGAAUGCUAAAUUGGGGCUUGUGGUGACAAUAAGUAGUCCCCCUCUGCCAAGGUUUCGUCAGGGAUAUGAAUGGGUGUUGUCUUUGAAUCUGAUUUGUGCUAUUUUAUUUAUAUUUCUGUAGCCUCUUCCUUUUUCUCAUAUUGUUCUGCAAUUAAUGCUUUUGAAAUAAACCAAACACUUGUUGGUCAGCAUAACAAUGGGAAUAUAUGUACAAGGUUAAUUUAAAUAGGUAAUAACAGAAGGAAAAAGGACCAGAGACUUGUACUUGAUUGGAUAGUUUGGCGAUGGGGCUAUACUUUGUAAUAAUGAUUGUUUAUUUUGCUUUGCUGCACAUAUUUCACAUGGAUUUAAUUU